Molecule: messenger RNA, 1628 nt
Organism: Xiphophorus couchianus (Monterrey platyfish)
Lineage: Eukaryota; Metazoa; Chordata; Actinopteri; Cyprinodontiformes; Poeciliidae
Product: zinc finger protein 571-like
Exons: 2
Coding region: 327-1520 (397 amino acids)
Source: RefSeq, a predicted model, not a curated record
GAAGCUAAAACAUCUGGAGAAAAAAAAAAAAAAAGACUCGAGGCGGAACCGAAAGGACCGUAAGUGUUUCUGGGGGAAACUUCCGUGAGACUUCCGGGGGACAAAGGCGCUAGCAGGGUUAGCUUCCAGGCUUCCAUCUGUUUAUCAUCGAUUAAAAGACGUGUUUUUAAAAAUUAUUAUUAUUAUUUUUGCUGUGUCAGUUGAAUAUUUAUGUGUCUACAAGAACAAUAAAUCUUCGGUUCAUCUCCAGAGAACAACUAGCUGGGAAACCCAAACCAUCUCGGAACCUCCAGGUUUUCUGUCUGGUUCCUGCUGAUCAAGGUCUCAUGACUGAAGAGAGAAACGCCACUCUUGACCACAAGAUGUCAAAUACCAUAAGAAUAAAACAGGAGGAACCAGAACUACAGCAGAUGGCUGAGACAAAAGAGGAACCAGAACCGGAGCCAACUAAAGAAAAACAUAUUGAACGGUGGGUUUUUCAGGAAGAGGGUCAAAUGUUAGUGAUGCACAAAACCAACACCUCCGUAGUGAUGCCCACUCAUGAGGAAAUACUCUACAACACACCAGGGCUGCCAAAGGUGAUGGAGACAAAGGAGGAACCAGAACCUGUGCUGAUUAAAGAAGAACAGGUGGAUCCGUGCAGUGAUCAGAAUGAAGCUCAGCUAAAGCAGGAUACUGACAGCAUCACAGUGACUUCUACUGAUGAGCAAAAUAACAGCAGUGAUCCAGAACUAAACAAGAACCAGCUCCUUCCUGCAAACCGCCCUGAACCCGAGAACCAACAUCAGCAAGGAAGCAACCAGGAAGACUCAGGAAGAGGAGAUCCGAAUCUGAGGCCAGAGAAGAGACAUCAGGACACCAGAAGUAACGGGGACAAUGUGGACAGUUCAGAACCAAAAAGACAGAAAGCAUAUAUGGCUUCUUGUGAAAUAUGUGGUAAACUCUUCAGAAUGGGUCCAAGCCCGCCUGACAACAUAAAAACCCACACGGGUGAGAAGCUGCAUCCUUGUGAAGUGUGUGGUAAAGCUUUUAGACACGGAGGUCAUUCAAAUAAAAACAAAAUAAUCUGCACAAGUGAAACUCCCAAAACCUAUAAACUACAUGGGAAAAUGUUUAGUAACAUUUUCCCAUGUAGUAAAGUGGAAAACACACAAGAGAAACUGUAUUAUUGUGAAGUGUGCGGUAAAGCUUUUAGAUGUGGAGGUCAUUCAAUUAAAAACAAAAUAAUCCACACCAGUAAAACCCAAAAUAAAUGUAUACUAUAUGCCAAAACAUCUAGCAACCAAGCUAGUAAAGUGGAAAACACACAAGAGAAACUGUAUACUUGUGAAGUGUGUGGUAAAGCAUUUAAAGCAUGUGACCGUUUGCCUUAUCACCUUCAAAAACGCAGAGGAAAGAAGCCUUUCUCAAGUCAGACUUGUGGAAAAAGUUUCACCUGGAACACUUCAGCUUUACAUAUAAGGUUUCAUACUGGUGAGAAACCACUUCCUUGUGAAGUGUGUGGUAAACAUUUAAAAUAAAUUCUCGGUUUGAGUGAUUCUAGUGAUUUGUGUGAUUAAUCGCUUUAGAGAAAACUGCAGUGAAUCAUGUCACCGUAGGAAAACAUGGCUGAAAACAGGUUCAUGUAA